This is a messenger RNA of Notolabrus celidotus (New Zealand spotty), 1963 nucleotides long. RefSeq names its product MAK16 homolog (S. cerevisiae) (gene mak16). The transcript is spliced from 10 exons. The record is from RefSeq and is a predicted model, not a curated record. Bases 192 to 1133 code for a protein of 313 amino acids. NCBI's taxonomy places the organism in Eukaryota, Metazoa, Chordata, Actinopteri, Labriformes, Labridae. Gene Ontology annotation, cellular component: preribosome, large subunit precursor; nucleolus. Gene Ontology annotation, biological process: maturation of LSU-rRNA; maturation of 5.8S rRNA.
CUCUUUGCUCUGACGUCAUGACACGCGAGAUCUUAACCCAUGCAAACAAAGAUGGUGGCUCCCUGACCGUCCAUGUGGCUCCGACGACAGAAAUAACUGCUCUCUAUCUUCAUUAUUCUCUCUAACUACCUCUUGAACUGUUCACCACACCUCAGUGUUGAAGUUGUGAUCAGGAAAACAAGGAAACAAAGAUGCAGUGUGAUGACGUGAUCUGGGAUAUCAUUGGGAACAAACAGUUCUGCUCCUUCAAAGUCAAAACGAAGAGUCAGAACUUCUGUCGUAAUGAAUACAACAUCACAGGACUGUGUAACCGCUCGUCCUGCCCGCUGGCCAACAGUCAGUACGCCACCAUCAGAGAGGAGAAAGGUCAGUGUUUCCUCUACAUGAAGGUGAUCGAGAGGGCGGCGUUCCCCGCCAGGAUGUGGGAGAAGGUGAAGCUCAGUAAGAACUAUGAGAAAGCUCUGGAGCAGAUCGAUGAGAGUUUGAUCUACUGGCCUCGAUUCAUCCGACACAAAUGUAAACAACGUUUCACCAAAAUCACCCAGUACCUGAUCCGCAUGCGCAAACUGGUCCUCAAGAGACAGAGAAAGCUGGUUCCUCUCAGUCGAAAGGUGGAGCAGCGAGAGAAGAGGAAAGAGGAGAAAGCUCUGAUCGCCGCUCAGCUGGACAACGCCAUCGAGAAGGAGCUGCUGGAGAGACUCAAACAGGGAACGUACGGAGACAUUUACAACUUCCCGGUCCACGCCUUCGACAGAGCUCUGGAGCAGCAGGAUGCAGACAGCGAGUCAGAGGAAGAGGAGGAAGAGGAGGAGGAAGAGGAUGACAAGGACGUCGGGCAGAGUGAGUUUGUGGCUGAAGACGAGAUAGAGGAGAGCGACCUGAGUGACUUUGAGGAAAUGAACAAACUGAGGACGAGCAGUGAUGAGGAGGACCAGGACGGGGAGGAAUCCAGUGAAGAGGAGGAUGAGGAAGAGGAUGAAGAGGAGAUGGAGGUCGAGACGACGAAGAAGAAGGCCUCCAAGUCGAAGGGAAAAUCUCCCGCUAACGGCUCGGCGGCGAGGAAGAAGCGAGCGUACGUGGAGAUCGAGUACGAGCAGGAGACAGAGCCCGCCUCCAAGAGCAGGACCACGUAGUGAUGUCACACUCUCUGCAGCCAAUCAGACUGUGAGCUGUGUGUGAGAUCACAGGACUCUAGUUACACACACACACACUCAGAGCGUCAGUGUGUGAAGUGAUCAUCCUGAAGACUUCAGAUCCUCUCAGGAGGUUUUUCUCAAACUGAGACCCUGUUCAUGACGUCAGGUGAUCUCUCUCACCUGCUGUCUUUACUCCAAACCACUUCCUGUUAGAAGAACAAUAAAAGAAUUUAUCUUUGUUAUGAUAUAAACAAAAUUGGUCAAUAUAUAUCAUUAUUUGGAUCUCUCUGGAGUACAUUUUUUAAAAGUUUCAUGAGAAGUGAGGUAGAAAGGAGGUCGCUGUUCAUUCUUAAAUGUCAUUUUUUAAGCUCCAAAAAUCUCCUUCCUGGUAGAGGAGCAGAGAGAGAUCUGAAAACCAGGACACAUCCACUUUAAACUACCAGACUGAACCAGAUCCUGACCCUGACCUGGACGUCUUUACCCUUCAUCUGUCUGCCUUAAAUCUGUGUGCUUUCAGAACCACAAAUAUUCAUCUGAGGGUCGACUGUUAGUGUUGUUUCUCUGACUUUAAAAAACAGAAUGAUGUUAAAAUAUGACGGUUUAGAGGAACACUGAUGGGAAACUAAGAAGCAGAAGUUUGAGUGUGGGCUUGUUAUAUCACUUUCUAAUCAUUUUGUCUGCAUUAUAUCUGAAUAUAAUGACUCCUGUUUGUUCCCUUAAACUGAUAAGUUGGUGAGAUGUAUCCUCAGUGUGUGUCUGACAGUUUAAGAUGUGAUAUUUUCACACUGCUUUGUAUGGAGAUAAUAAAAAUGGAUAUGAACACAUCA